ACGGCAUCCAACACAAUGACCCUGAAUGGCGGCAGCGGAGCAGGAGGGAGCCGUGGCGCGGGCAGGGAGCGUGACCGCCGUCGAGGCAGCACACCCUGGGGCCCGGCACCCCCACUGCACCGCAGGAGCAUGCCGGUGGAUGAGCGAGACCUUCAGGCUGCCAUAGCCCCAGGCUCCCUAGCAGCAACUGCAGCGGGAACUCGGACACAGGGGCAGAGGCUAGACUGGCCCGAAGGUUCCUCCGACUCGCUCAGUUCAGGAGGCAGCAGCUCAGAGGAGGGCGUUUACAAGGUGCUGCUGCUUGGGGCACCUGGUGUGGGCAAGAGCGCUCUAGCUCGCAUCUUUGGUGGUAUAGAGGACGGGCCUGAUGCAGAAGCUGCAGGGCACACAUAUGAUCGUUCUAUUACUGUGGAUGGAGAAGAGGCAUCACUCAUGGUCUAUGACAUUUGGGAACAGGAUGGGAGCUGUUGGCUGCCUGGCCACUGCAUGGCCAUGGGAGACGCAUACGUCAUUGUGUACUCAAUAACAGACAAGGGCAGCUUUGAGAAAGCAUCCGAACUUCGGGUCCAGCUACGGCGGGCACGACAAACAGACAAUGUGCCCAUCAUCCUCGUGGGCAACAAAAGUGACCUGGUGCGCUCUCGUGAAGUCUCUGUGGAUGAGGGCCGGGCUUGCGCAGUGGUCUUCGACUGCAAGUUCAUCGAGACAUCAGCAGCACUGCAUCACAAUGUCCAGGCACUGUUUGAGGGUGUUGUGCGCCAGAUACGCCUGCGAAGGGACAGCAAAGAGGAUAAUGCCCGGCGGCAAGCUGGUACUCGGCGACGCGAGAGCCUUGGCAAGAAGGCCAAACGCUUUCUGGGCCGCAUUGUAGCUCGAAACAGCCGCAAGAUGGCCUUUCGUGCCAAGUCCAAGUCCUGCCAUGACCUCUCUGUUCUCUAAGGCCCAAGUGCAUGGGUAGAGGGGCUGGCCCAACCAACCACUCUUGAUGCCUCAGGGCCAACCCAUGCUCUG
Phodopus roborovskii (desert hamster) is the source of this 1011-nucleotide messenger RNA. RefSeq names its product GTP-binding protein RAD. Gene Ontology annotation, molecular function: GTP binding; GTPase activity; calcium channel regulator activity. Lineage: Eukaryota; Metazoa; Chordata; Mammalia; Rodentia; Cricetidae. The record is from RefSeq and is a predicted model, not a curated record. Gene Ontology annotation, cellular component: plasma membrane. The transcript is spliced from 4 exons. The coding region runs from base 16 to 939 and encodes 307 amino acids. Gene Ontology annotation, biological process: negative regulation of high voltage-gated calcium channel activity.